UUAUCACGCAAAGAGUGACCCCGUUCUGGACUUUACUGGAUCCUGGGAUGAUUUUUCGAAAUGUGGAUGUCAGACAAAUGUCCCUAUGGAUCAUGGUACAAUUAUGAGAAAGAAAUGGAACAAGCAGAGAAAGAUUUUCCCGGCAUGAUAUUUACUUGCUAUUUCGAAGAAAUGAAAAAGGAUGAUACAGGAGAGAUACAGCGAUUGGCUAACUUCUUAGGGAUACCGUGCACCGAAAAGACCAUAGAAAAUAUUGCUGAAACAACAUCCUUUAAUCAUAUGCAGAAAAAUAAACUAGAUAUGACGGAAGUAAUUUCUGGAAAAGGCUUCAUAUAUAGAAAGGGGGAAAUAGGAGACUGGAAAAACCAUUUUACAGUAGCACAAAAUGAGCGGUUUGAUGUACAGUAUACAGAAAGAUUUAAGGACAGUUCAUACAAACUUUCAUUUGAACAAAAUAAUGGAUUACAAAACUCGAAGUUAUGAGAAAAUGGACUAAAACAAAUCUCACCAUACGAAGUAACAAAUGUAUUUUUGCUUUUUCCUCAACUCUGGUGUAUGUUCAUGAAUCAGUUGGUGGUACUCCUUAAUGCUUUAUAUUACACGAGCAAUGUCAUCUCCAAAUGAUGUGUUAUUUAACUGCUUCUGAAUCUAAAUUAUCAUUUCGAUGUAAUCGUUUGAAAAUCUAAAAAGAAUAAAACAUUCCUUUGUAAACAAAAUUACUAAACGAGUUAUCUUCCCUUAAAUGGCUGAGUUGAAAAAUUGAAUGUAAUCAUAACAAAUAUUUGAUAUUUGUUUAAACAGUCUAAAUAAUGCAAUAUAUCACUUAUUUUUCUUUAUUUAUAGAUAAACAGUCUUACUUGCCAAUCUAUUUUAAAAACAUGCAGGUUUAAGCAAAGAACUAAACCGAAUAUGCGACCGUGUGAGACCCUCAUGGGUAGUCAAGGUCGUUAAAAAACCCAUAGUAGUAGUAGACUGAUUGUGUACUAUUUAACAAUCCAAGAUGGCGGUAUACAGUUAAUCUACCUUAAAGGAAAUUACAUUUAAAAUGACAAGUCAUUGCUGAUAAAAAAUAUAUUAAGCAGAAAACAUACAAAUGUAAAUCUGUUUUAGGAGUAUUUAAGAAUUAAAAGCUUCUUGUAAUUUUAUAAGUGUAUAAAAGUGUCAAAAGAUUCAAGAAACCUUUUAGCUACUAAUAAGCAUAAGUAGUAAU
Mytilus californianus (California mussel) is the source of this 1210-nucleotide messenger RNA. RefSeq names its product cytosolic sulfotransferase 1-like. The coding region runs from base 61 to 483 and encodes 140 amino acids. The record is from RefSeq and is a predicted model, not a curated record. Gene Ontology annotation, molecular function: sulfotransferase activity. NCBI's taxonomy places the organism in Eukaryota, Metazoa, Mollusca, Bivalvia, Mytilida, Mytilidae. Gene Ontology annotation, cellular component: cytoplasm. Gene Ontology annotation, biological process: sulfation. The transcript is spliced from 5 exons.